This is a messenger RNA of Centruroides sculpturatus (bark scorpion), 1148 nucleotides long. RefSeq names its product patched domain-containing protein 4-like. Gene Ontology annotation, cellular component: plasma membrane; cytoplasmic vesicle membrane. Bases 216 to 1001 code for a protein of 261 amino acids. The record is from RefSeq and is a predicted model, not a curated record. The transcript is spliced from 2 exons. Lineage: Eukaryota; Metazoa; Arthropoda; Arachnida; Scorpiones; Buthidae.
ACGUCAAAGUUGCUCGUAAACAAAUGUUUAUGUUUCAAAAGAAAACAGAUAUUACGUCGAAAACUAUCUUCUUAGUUAUACUUCCUAGUGAAUAAAUUCACGAAUCAUAAUUGAAUUUAUUAAUUAGGAUUAACAAAGUGUUAAUUAAAAUUACAUUGAUAGACAAUCAUAUUUACUGCUUACUACUUGAUAAAGGAAAUCGAAAGAGAUCCGUUAUGAAAUUAAAAUAUCUCAAUAUUUUCUUAUCGAAGAAGUUUAGACAAUUAGGAUUAUGUGUUGGUAAUAAUCCUUCUUACUUUAUCGUCAUUCCGGUGAUUGUAUCCGUGGUAUUAGCUACGGGUCUUCACAAGUGGCACGAAGAAAGGAAUGUGAAAUAUUUAAUUGCACCCAAAAAUACCAGACACGUUACUGAAGAAGCCUCAAUAGAAAGAUUAUUUCCAAUGAAUCUAUCUUCCGAAGCACACAUGGAAAGAAUGAACAGAGAACCAAACGUAGCAGUAGUUUUAGUUAAAGCAAAAGAUGAAGGAUCCGUGCUUCGAAGAGACGUAUUUCAAGAAAUUAUUCAACUGGAUAAAACUGUUCAAAAUAUAAAAACUGCAGAGAAUUUUACAUAUAAAGAUUUAUGCGCAAGAAAUAACAAGAGAUGCUUCGAGAAUUCUAUUUUAUUAAUGCAAAACGAAAUCGAAAUGAUGGAAAACAACAAUUAUUCCAUCAAAUACCCUUUAAGCAAGAAAGAUAAAUACGAUUUUCAAUUAACGAGUCUAUUUUUAGGAGGAGUCGAAAAAAAUGCAGACGAUUACGUUGAAAGUGCUAAAGUAUUGCGACUCGUUUAUUACUUUAACGACUAUUCGAAACUUGAAAGAAGGAAAGUGGACGAAUGGCAAAAUCUGUUUUUAGAUCUUAUUGAAUCGAGUAAUUUUCAGUACAUAAUCGUCGAUCGAUACACAUCGAUUACAAUUGAACAAGAGUUAUCAGCUGUCGUCAGACGAAUAUUUCCUUGAAUACCGAUUGCAAUGUUAGCAAUAGCAAUCUUUUCAAUGCUGACCUGUUUGUAUAACAGUUGGAUCGAAAGCAAACCUUGGACUGGAAUAAUUGCGUUAACAUCGGGAGGAAUGUCUUUGGCUUCGUCAUUUGGAUUGAUUAUGUAU